UAUGUAUAUAUAUAUAUAUAUAAUUACACAUAUAUAUAAGGGUGUAUAUAUAUAUAUAUAUAUGUAAAACUGCACUUACUCUUUCUCCAUCGCAAUGGCGGCGUCAACCGCCGAAGGGCCCGAGUGUUACUCUUUCUCCCGCUGCCUUCUUCUCCGGUUAUCUGAGUCGAUUCGAGAAACCCUGUCGCGAACCCCAUAUGCCCCUCCGGAAGGUGCCUCCGUCUCCAUCAAAUCCCUCGUCGAAUCCCUUCUCCCGAGCGGAGACCGGGAAGCACAGGAGGGGUUCCGGAAGGAGGUUAGAGAUUUCUUCCUCUGCUGCGCAGCCCUGGCCGCGGCUGAGGGGGACGAAUCCCCCACUCUCUUCUGGGUCACGAAAGAUCUCAUCUUUGCGUCGAAAUCGGCUUUACGAGAGCUAUCUAGAGCUGCUUCCUUCGAGUCGGAGCAGCAGAUGGUCAUUGGGCUGUUGCCAGACGUGUUGCCGGCUCUGAAAGGGGUGAUAAAGGAGAGCUGUGUGGAUACAGAGGAGGAGGAGGUCAUCGCGGCCUCGGCGAAGGCGCCGGUGGGGUAUGCUAUCGUGGCGGCUCAUCAGUUUAGGUGGCUAGUUUCCCAGGUUGCUUAUCCUGAUUUGGGUAAGUUGUUAUGGUUGGUCAUCCCGUGCGCACUAACGUCUUUGGAUCACUGGUCAGCGGAAGUGAAGGAGCAGGGUAUUGUUAGCUUUAUACACAUAGUGAAAAAUGUGAAUUCAGCUGAGUUAGGUUGGUACGAGGAGGCAGUCCUUGAUGUAUGCUGCCGAAACAUUCUUGCAGCAGAUGAGCUGUGGGAUCGUAUUGUUGAGGUGUCUGUGCUUUUAUUGACCUCUACGCAGCAAACAAAUCCUCGUAGCCCUUGGUUUGAAAGAAUGCUAAAUGAGAUGCUAGGCCACUUGGAACGCCAGCCUUUCAAAAAGGAGCGUCGUAUUGCAUGGCUUGCUCAAAUUGAGCCAGUUUUUGAUGUUAUGGGUCUGUUUAUAUUGGCACACUUCCGUCGCAUUUUUAAUCUUUUCUUUCAGUGGAUGCAUGCUGAUGAUGAAGAGACCAUUCUCCUGGUUCUAGAGCGGCUGAAGACUAUCAUAAAGCUAACAUGGAUACGGAAGUCACCCUACUUCGAAAGGUAAAGGUUGGUAGAUGAACUAACUCUUCUGUACAAGGAAACAGCAGUCCGAAAAAAUCGAGAACCUCUUCGCAUCCAAAUUCUACAGUUGUUGGUGUUGCUUCAGCAGUGAGGAACUACUGCAUCAUUUAUAUCUAACUCCAUAUUUUCUAUGGUCCCAUAAUCUCAUUUUACUUCCUGAUCCUCUUAGUUUCCCUUUUCCCAUCUAAUUUUUCUUCUCCUAAUUAGAUGCAAAGGUUCACAGUUCGAAAAAGCUUGGGAAAAGCACAUGAAUGAUCCAGACUUGACAAUGAUGAUAUCCUCCUUUAAUAAUCUGCUGAACGAGACUCUGCAACAAGUUCCUUGAGCAAUGGAGGUCACUCACAAGAUCUACACUGACCUUUUUUGAACAGGAGAACACAGUCCUAAGAAGCAGUAAAUAGAGUAGAAAUCAAUGGAAAUCCCAAUGGUUAGAUGACCGACGCCACUGAUUUAUAUUUUUGUUUUCUGGUACAUGUCAAUGGUCAGUAUAUUAAACCGGUACUAAUCAUGCCUUUGUAAACCUAGUUUGUAAUCAAGAUAAUCGGUGGGUUACAAGACUCUAAUUUGUUUCUCCAUUUGAAGUUAAAAUUUAGUGGAUAUAGAUUUUGUACUGGUAUCCUCA
This is a messenger RNA of Musa acuminata AAA Group (dessert banana), 1792 nucleotides long. RefSeq lists its product as uncharacterized. The record is from RefSeq and is a predicted model, not a curated record. The transcript has 7 exons. Bases 95 to 1153 code for a protein of 352 amino acids. NCBI's taxonomy places the organism in Eukaryota, Viridiplantae, Streptophyta, Magnoliopsida, Zingiberales, Musaceae.